Messenger RNA from Aspergillus tubingensis, 789 nucleotides. Its product is annotated as short chain dehydrogenase/reductase family. The transcript has 4 exons. The coding region runs from base 1 to 789 and encodes 262 amino acids. The record is from RefSeq and is a predicted model, not a curated record. Gene Ontology annotation, molecular function: oxidoreductase activity. NCBI's taxonomy places the organism in Eukaryota, Fungi, Ascomycota, Eurotiomycetes, Eurotiales, Aspergillaceae.
AUGGACGUUCAAAAGUUGUUCGACGUCAAGGGCAAAGUCGUGCUGGUCACUGGUGGCGCCAAAGGAAUCGGUCGGAUGAUCUCAGAAGGCUUCGUAAAGAAUGGCGCCACUGUCUAUAUCUCGUCGCGAGACGCCAAGUCUUGCGAUAAAGCUGUAAACGAGCUCAAUGCACUUGGCACGGGCAAGGCCUAUGCUAUCCCUGCCGAUUUCUAUAAAGAAGAGGAAGUCAAGAGAUUGGCCGAAGAGAUUGCUAAGCGUGAGAGUAAGCUGCAUGUUCUUGUCAACAACUCGGGUUCCAACUGGGGUGCCCCGUACGACGAAUACCCUUCGUCUGCCUGGACACGAGUUCUCACCCUCAAUCUUCAUCGUGUGUUCGACCUUACCAAGCUUCUCACCCCUCUACUGGAGAAAGCCGGCUCAUCUGGCGACCCGGCUCGCAUCAUCAACAUCGGUAGCGUUGAUGGUAUAAGGGUUCCGGCUCUGGAAACCUUUGCCUACAGUGCCAGUAAAGCUGGAUUACACCAUUUGAGUCGUGUUUUGGCACACCACCUUGGUAGACGGAACAUCACAUCAAACUCCUUGGCCUGUGGCCCAUUCGAGAGCAAGAUGAUGGCUGCCACCUUGGAAGCGCAUCGAGAGACCAUCGAGGCAAGUAUUCCUUUGGGUCGUAUUGGUACCCCGGAGGAUGUUGCAGGUGCGUGCUUGUUCUUGAGCAGCCGCGCCGGCUCGUAUGUGAAUGGAGCGACUAUCACUCUGGACGGCGGUAGCGUAAUCGCAGCGAAGCUCUGA